Molecule: messenger RNA, 2810 nt
Organism: Polyodon spathula (Mississippi paddlefish)
Lineage: Eukaryota; Metazoa; Chordata; Actinopteri; Acipenseriformes; Polyodontidae
Product: protein disulfide isomerase Creld1-like
Exons: 10
Coding region: 236-1492 (418 amino acids)
Molecular function (GO): calcium ion binding
Source: RefSeq, a predicted model, not a curated record
CUGCCCCGUCCAAUGGGAACAAGCGGGUUGUUUCAGCUGUUCGAAACAGCUGGAAUCCGGAGAGAGAAGGGAGACGGGUGCGCGGUGCAGCUCUCCUCAGAACCGAACCGAACCGAACCGGGCUGCUGCGUCUCGACCUGGAGGGAAACCCUCCCUGCCGUCAGUGACGCGCUUUUCAGGACCGAAACCCCGUGUUGACGUUUCCAGCUUGCUGUGUCCCGCCUGCCUCUCCGUGAUGUCACUUUCUGUGGUGCCUGCGCUGCUGUGGUUGGCUGCGCUGUGCUCUCUGCUGCCCCCUGCAGUCACAGCCAAGCGCCAGCCCUGCGAGACCUGCCGUCUCCUCACCGACAGCUUCAACAAGGGUAUCCAGAGGACGUCCAAGAAGAAUUUUGGGGGCGGGAACACAGCCUGGGAGGAGGAGAAACUGGCCAAAUACGAGAAGAGUGAGACCCGGUUAGUGGAGAUCGUGGAGGGCGUGUGUGAGAGCUCUGACUUCGACUGCAACCGGCUGCUGGAAAAUGUAGAGGAGCACAUGGAGACCUGGUGGUUUAAGAGGCAGCAGGAGGCGCCAGACCUCUUCCAGUGGCUCUGCAUCGAAACCAUCCAGGUGUGCUGCCCCCCCGAUACCUUCGGAGCAGACUGCACAGCCUGUCCUGGUCAGCCUGGUUCUGUGUGUGGGGGUCUGGGUCGCUGUGAUGGAGAGGGCACGCGCACGGGCUCUGGGCAGUGUGUCUGUGACCCCGGGUACCAGGGCAGUCUGUGCCAGGACUGCGCAGACGGGUACUUCAAAGAGGCCAGGGACAACCAGCGCCAGCUCCAAGGACAGCCUUCGCAACAGGCAGUAUGCACAGCAUGCUUCCACUCGUGUAAGAGGUGCACCGGUCCCGAGGACUACAAUUGUGAGCAGUGCAAGGCAGGCUGGAUCCUGCACGACAACAAGUGUAUCGAUGUUGACGAGUGUGGCUCGGAGCUCGAGCGCUGCCCCAGCAACACCUUUUGCUUCAACACGGACGGCUCCUACGAGUGCAGAGGCUGUGACAAGGCGUGUGUCGGCUGCAUGGGGGGAGGUCCCAGCCGCUGUAAGAAAUGCUCCUUGGGGUACAAGAUGAUUGGGGCCAAGUGUCUAGAUAUCGACGAGUGCAAUCUGGGGGGUCUCAGCCCCUGCCCAGGUCUCAAUGAGGAGUGUCUGAACGAGGAGGGAGGGUUCCGCUGCAUCUGUGCAGAUGGCUUCGUGCGCAAAGAGAAGAUCUGUGUGGAGAACAUGCCGCCCUUGACCCCUGAGAAAGGUCUGUUUGAGGAUAUCACGGACGACGAGGUGCUGGUGCUGCAGCAGAUGUUCUUCGGGGUUGUGAUCUGCGCACUGGCCACGCUGGCGGCCAAGGGGGACAUGGUGUUCACCGCCAUCUUCAUCGGGGGCCUGGCAGCCAUGGCGGGGUACUGGCUGAGCGAGAAGGGGGACAGGCUGCUCGAGGGGUUCCUGAAGGGGCGCUAGAGCAGAGAGACAGGGGCACGGAGGAGACACAGGGGAAAGACACUGCUGAGAUCAGGCUGUUUAAACAAGCAGCAGUCUCGUCCUACAGACAGACUGGCAGACACAGAACAGACACACGGACAUCAAUGCAUCUCUUGCAGGAAUGCUGUUCUGUCGGACAGACACAGACAGUCGGACGGACGGAUAUCUAUGCAUGUUGUUUUCUGGAGUGCCCUGUUGCUGAGGGGAGAGACGGACUGAGAGACAGACAGACAGACAGGCGAGCUACAAUCGCUGCUCACAGAAGACUCAAGUGUUGUUCUGAGCAGGUCUGCCUGCUUUUUCCUGGACUCCAUCCAUUCAGUUGUGCCCCCCUCCCCCAGGAAUAAUGGCCCAGACGUCGCUUCCUGGGAACCCCCAGUAUAUUCCUGUUUGUUUUUGUGUGGACAGAGCUCCCUCUCUCUGUCACUGUCUGACUUUACACAUCACCAAGCUGUGAAAUAUCGAGGACGGUGAAUCAGUGAAGGACCGUCAUGCAGGAAAAUUGUCAGACUUGAACAAUUCACUGUUAACUAGAUUUGGCAAAAUCGUCAAAAUGUAAAGUAGCCAAAAUACCUGAGUACAUGUAACCAGUUCUAGAAGAGUUUUUGGAACGUUUCUCAGACAGAUUAGUUUUUGGUAUUUAUUUAAGAAAAAUUAUUUCCAGUGUAAGCUGCUUCAGGUGUCAUGUUAAUUGCUUUUUAAUUUAUUUAAAUCGCUUUAUUUAUUUAUUUAUUGCUCCCGAUGUUGAAUUGUCUAAAUCUGCCUUUUUACACGGCUGUUAAAAUUGCUCUGAGUUUGCCUGUAGAAUCCAGUACCUGUUAAAAUAAUGGGUGUGAGUUCCUAGAGACUGCAAAGGAUGGGCUGCCAUUCGUACGGAGCUCCACUGAAGUCCGCAAUAAGAAGUCCUGUAUGUUGUUAUGUCCAGUCAGCCCUGUCUCUUAUAUCAUUAAUUUAUACAGUUGACCCUGCCUCUUAUAUCAGUUCAUAUGAACAGUCAGCCUUGUUUGUUGUAGAAGUUAAUAUCCUGGGUUUUUUAAAGAAUUUUGAUGAGUCAGCAGUACCGUACCACUGCACGAGACGAUAAGACUGGAAUGUUGAAAUGUGAUGUUUUGAUUGGCAGAAGGCAGCUCCGCAACUAGAGGAUUCAUUACAGGAUAACUACAGCACGCGGGUUAGUUGUUGGGGUGUCUCUCCUGUGUGAAAUACUAUUAGAAUCGUUAUUUUAAAGAUGUUAAAUGUUAUAUCAGUACUGUACGAAUUGCACUGCUUUCAAUUAAUAAAAAAAAAUAAAGAAAAA